UAUACCAUAAAUAGAAACAUCAUAAAUUGAACCCAGCGUACGCUUAUCAACACAACAGUGAAUCAUGGGUUCAGUGCAGCCAGGAGCAGUUGUGAGCAUUGAACACACUUGGGUGCACUCGACGCCAUAUGCCGCACUGCCUCCGUUCGCUGUCGUUGGGGGCCACGAUUGCGAUGGCUCCCCCAUAUAUGUGGGUCGGUCGUUCCACGAGGGCGAGAAUCUGCCCGCCAAGGUUAUACCGAGCAAGGGUUGCGCCUAUGUCGCCUACGGCGGCACCGAGCACCAGAAGACCCACUACGAGGUGCUAGUCGGCCAGGGCUUUGCCUGGGUCAGCAGCUGCAGCGGUGGUGCACCACCAAAUGCUGUGCGCAGCGGCACCACCCGUUCCGGUGAGCCACUCUAUGUGGGUCGGGGCAAUCACGCCGGUUCGCUGUGCGUCGGCAAGGUGCAUCCGUCGCAUGGCUGCCUCUACAUACCGUUUGGCGGGCAGGAGGUGCGCCUCAACACCUACGAGGUGCUCAUCCAUCAGCAGCAUGAUGUGUGGGUCUCCGCCUCGCCCAGCUAUACGCCACCCGGUGCCGUUGUUGCCGGCCACGAUUCGGAUCGCACACCCAUCUAUGCCGGACGCGCUAUGCACGAGGGUGAGAUGCUGCCCGCCAAGGUUAUACCGAGCAAGGGAUGCGCCUAUGUCUGCUUUGGCGGCUAUGAGUUCCAGAAGCCCACCUACGAAGUGUUGACCGGCCACGGCUAUGUCUGGGUGAGACCCCAGCCGCACGGCAUUCCACCCAAUGCGGUCAGCACGGGUCGCGCCCGCAACGGCGAACCCAUCUACUAUGGCCGGGGACACCAUCAUGGCAGCCUGACGCCCGGUCUGAUCUCCUCCCGCCAGCGAUGCCUCUACAUACCCUACGGAGGCCGCGAGAUUCGUCUCGAUUCCUACGAAGUGCUCUGCCGUCAAUAGAUCUUCCCUUAUGUCCUUGAAUUUUUAUGUUUUUUUAUAUCCAGUUUCCUUCUUCCGCUGUUAAUGCCAUAUUCAAAUGAUUUACAAUAAAGGGUUCGACUGCUUCUACAACACA
Molecule: messenger RNA, 1076 nt
Organism: Drosophila grimshawi
Lineage: Eukaryota; Metazoa; Arthropoda; Insecta; Diptera; Drosophilidae
Exons: 3
Coding region: 65-961 (298 amino acids)
Source: RefSeq, a predicted model, not a curated record